Messenger RNA from Fusarium vanettenii 77-13-4, 1275 nucleotides. RefSeq lists its product as uncharacterized. The annotation marks the transcript as partial. Gene Ontology annotation, molecular function: transmembrane transporter activity. NCBI's taxonomy places the organism in Eukaryota, Fungi, Ascomycota, Sordariomycetes, Hypocreales, Nectriaceae. Gene Ontology annotation, biological process: transmembrane transport. Gene Ontology annotation, cellular component: membrane. The transcript is spliced from 6 exons. The record is from RefSeq and is a predicted model, not a curated record.
CUUGCACGAAGCAUGGUUGCCGAUAUUGGUGGCAGUGACAAGACACAGUGGAUAUCGCAGUCUGUUCCUAUCGUCAACCUUGCUCUGGGUGCUCCAGUUGCCCAAGCUGCGGAUUACUGGGGCCGAAAAUGGUUUCUCGUCAUUUCCUGCGCCUUUGCCGUCGUUGGCAGCAUCAUCGUCUCUCGAGCCACCAACAUCGACAUGGCACUCGCCGGUAACGCUCUCGCCAGCAUCUCCACGUCCGCUCAACCUCUUCUCUUCGCCGUCGCCUCCGAGAUUUUGCCUCGAAGAUAUCGUCCCGCUGCUCAGGGUGGUGUCACUGGCAUCUUUGCCGUUGCUGCCAUCGUCAACUAUACACUGAAGGAGAAGCUCAGGAAACUCGACUGGGUCGGCAUCAUCCUGCUUCCUGUCGCCGUUACUGUCCUCUGCAUCGGGCUUACCUGGUCCGAGAACCCCUUCUCGUGGAGCAACGCUCACGUCGUCGCCCCCUUCACCAUUGGCAUCGUUCUUGUCAUUAUUCUUGCUUUGUAUGAAGCCUUUGUGAAGAAGGAUGUUCUCUUUGAAACUAAUCCAGUCUUGGUCUGCCUCAAUUUCUCAAUUGUCUUUAUUGCAGCCGUGGUUGGGAGCAUCGUAGCUUCCAUCUAUUGCUCAUGGAGUAGGCAGUUGAGAUGGCCCUUGGUUGUGUCCUACAUUGGAUUUGUCAUCUUCUACGCAACGAUGAUGUCUGUUGGCUUUGGCGAUGGAAAGAAUGUCUGGGGCUUCAACGUCUUCCUCGGUCUUGGUUUCGGUGGCUGCCUAACAUGCAUCGUCGUCGCAGCGCAGUUCAGUGCUCCGCCUGAGCUCCUUUCCAUCAGCAGUGGUGCCCUUAUCACUGCUCGAUCCGCUGGAGCAUCAAUCUGCUUUGCGAUCUGUAACGCCAUCUUCAACUCGCAGAUCACCAAGAACCUCCCCAAGGAUAUCGCUAAAGCUGUUCUUCCUCUUGGUCUCCCUACAGAAUCCCUCGGGCCCUUCAUUCAAGCCUUGUCCGACCAUAACGACAGCGCCUUUGCUACCAUUGAGGGUGUCACUCCGCAAAUCAUCCAAGCUGGAGCUCAUGGUCUGCAGCAGGCUUACAUCACAUCACUUCGUCCUCUUCACGGCUUUGGCCUUGCACUAUCUACAAUUGCUGUCAUCGCUUCUUUCUUCAUUAUUGAUCCUAAGCGUGACUUCAAUAUGAAUGUUGAUGCACCACUUGAUGCGCCCAAGGAGCACCCCAAGAAGCAAAUCAAUGCUUAA